This is a messenger RNA of Saccostrea cuccullata (small rock oyster), 1487 nucleotides long. Its product is annotated as sulfotransferase 1B1-like. Gene Ontology annotation, cellular component: cytoplasm. Gene Ontology annotation, biological process: sulfation. Gene Ontology annotation, molecular function: sulfotransferase activity. Bases 285 to 1184 code for a protein of 299 amino acids. The record is from RefSeq and is a predicted model, not a curated record. The transcript has 5 exons. Lineage: Eukaryota; Metazoa; Mollusca; Bivalvia; Ostreida; Ostreidae.
GAUGUAGUUUAACACCACGAUUCUACAUGACAGUCUUCCGAGUACCAUUAAUCUAUAGAGAUGUAAAGGUCUGUGAAACUUUCCAAUAUAUUGGCGGCCUUUUUUGGAGUAAAGCUCAGACUUCUUCUAAAAGUACGAACUGAAAGGUGUUGAAGAUAGUCAUAGACUACGUACAGUUUUUGUCCGGCUGUGUUGGUUGCAUUCAGUUACUAGUAGUUGAGGGUAACCAUGCCCUCCUAGAAUACUUUGAGAGCAGCCUUAUGAAAGUAAGUUGAAGAAGUGAAAUGCCUAUUGUUAAGGUAGCAGACGAUGCUGGGGACAUGAUGUCCCUUCUUGAGGUCAACGGGCGAUACUUCCCCAUACUGAGGACCCCUCACGACCAAGAGGAAGAGCUCCGUAAUAUGACGUCAUGGAAAGCUAGGAGUGAUGACGUUCUCAUCUGUGCUUACCCAAAGUCAGGGACACAUUGGGUUUGGGAAAUUGUGAAGAUGAUACUGGACCAGAAAGCCGUUCGAAUACCAUCAAUGAAAGAAUCCGCCAUGUUGGAAUGUGGAUCCGGGUUUGCAUUGCAAAAUAUGUUAUCGCCUAGAGUACUGAACACGCACAUGCUAUUUUCAGACAUACCUAAAGACUUUGUUGACAAAAGAUGUAAGAUGAUCUACGUGCUUCGUAAUCCCAAAGACGUGGCCGUUUCCUUUUAUAAUCAUCACGUACGAUUACUCGACUACGAGUAUUCCGGAAGUUGGAGGUCAUAUCUGGGACGAUUCCUAUACGGAAAAGUUGAUUACGGUUCCUGGUUCGACUACGUUCUUCACUGGGAGAAAUCAAUGAAGACGUCUCCAGACCUCCCAUUCCAUACCCUGACAUACGAAAGUCUGCAUCAGUCCCCUGAACACGAGAUCAGAAACUUGGCAGAAUUCUUAGCAGUCAGUUGCAGUAGCGACCUGUCACAUGAUAUUUCUGCCCAGUGCUCAUUCUUGGUGAUGAAAGAAGAAAAGGACCCUUUAGAGGAUAUAACAGAAUGGAAAGACGGAGAGCCAGGAAUGUACCGAAAAGGCUGCGUGGGAGAUUGGAGAAACUGGUUCACGGUAGCACAGAAUGAGCUGUUCACAGCAGUGUAUGAGCAAAAAAUGGCGGAAUCUACUAUCACGCCAGUGUACACCCUAAACAAUGAACAGAGCUAGACCUGAGCACUGGAUGAGCUGUUCAAAGCAGUAUACCGGAAAUAAAAUGGUGAUUCUGGUAUCAUACCAGUCUACAAGCCCAAAGUGAAUCACACUCGUAAAUGCAAUGAUAUCUGGAGAUAUAUUUUGAUAUAUAUUUUUAUUUUAGCAAAAGCCAUCUUUUUGCUGCAUUACCCAACUUUUACAUAUUCACUGAAAAAAAAGUAGAAAAAAAUCCAAACGUGGGAUUUUGAUUGCAUUGCAAAAGCUUCAAACAAUAGUAGAAUAAGUUCCUGUGUGAUAUAUUUGGUCAACAACUGAGAU